AUGAACAGCCGUCAAACUCCAGAUCAAGUGCCAUCGCAUCAAACCAAACACGUCGAAACUGAUUCGAGCGACUCUUCCUCCGAGCCAAGCUCAGAUGUGUCACUAGAUCUUGUGCUAAAGGGCGACAGGCUCCAAGAAUUGUGUGUACCUAUCCUCGAAGGCAAGACCGUGCCAGACGAUGUCAUUUUUGAAGACACAGAUUUCUACAAGAUUCCACGUCUCUGCUUCAUUUACGCUUUGCGCCACUGUAAAGGAUAUAUUGACGAUGCCGCUGUCGCCCGCCGUUGUCUAAGUAGCAAUGAUGACUCAGAAGACGCUGCAUUCCUCCGAACAUACUAUGCUCACUGCAUUAUGAACAAUAAUAUUCCUGAUAUCGAUACCAGCAAGCCAAAAACUCUACCAUAUUGCAUCUGGUAUCCGGACCUAGCCAAGGAAUCUACCUACCGUGAGGUUGCCGAGCGGUACCCGCAGCUCAAGUACCAUGUUGCCAGGGCCUGCGCUAUUGCUGGCUAUACAUCCCUCUAUCGUGAGCUCGAUAUUCUGCCAGAAAUUGCUGUUGCAGAAGAGGCUCGUGAAUCGCCUGCUGGGGCAGAAAUCUGGCAGCUACUCAAGGAUAAACCAGACACGGCAACUCUAAACGAGUUCCAAUGGAGGAUUGGGCACGAUGCCAUCCGUUCUUACCAUUAUAUGUCAUUUGACGUCACCGAGGAUGGCACCAUUGGGCCAGAGCGGGUUCCCAAGAACAGCGAAACAGAAUAUGGAGAGGAUGAACAAUCACUUCUCUACGAGCCGUUGUUAGGGGACUUGCACUGGACACCAAAUAAGGAUUUACUCCUUUUAAUGGCAGCCUAUCACGGAAACGUAGACCGGUACGUACGGCUACGUCGACCAAAAAUGAUCGAGAGCGAAUAUGAGUGCUGUCUCCAUGGCAUCUACCACAGCACACCAUUUGCGCGCUGGUGGUAUAGCCAGUAUGACGAUAUCGAUUCAAACUUUACAGAAGCAUGGCUUGCACGAUUUACCAUGAUUAACGAUAUUAGCUGGGUGAAGCCAAACAGCGAAAAUCCUGUCUUGCCCUAUAUGAUGUGGUGGCCCAUGUAA
Messenger RNA from [Torrubiella] hemipterigena, 1101 nucleotides. The record is from the annotation of a GenBank genome assembly. Lineage: Eukaryota; Fungi; Ascomycota; Sordariomycetes; Hypocreales; Clavicipitaceae.